Molecule: messenger RNA, 3198 nt
Organism: Arabis nemorensis
Lineage: Eukaryota; Viridiplantae; Streptophyta; Magnoliopsida; Brassicales; Brassicaceae
Source: the annotation of a GenBank genome assembly
AUGAGUGUUAAAAGGGGAAAUUGGCUCAAGCAUGGAUCUAAUCUUAGUUUGGUGAUCUUAGUUCUGUGUUUGGUUUGUUAUGUUGGUAAUUGUCAAUUUGAGGACACCAGUGAGUUCGACAAUCCAGCUGUUCUUCCUCUCAUUACUCAGAUGAUUUAUCGUAGCCUCUCUAAUAGCACCGCUGCUCUUAACCGCGAGCUCGGUACACGAGCAAAGUUUUGCGUUAAAGACCCGGAUGCUGAUUGGAACAGAGCUUUUAAUUUCUCUACCAACUUGGAAUUCUUGUCUUCUUGCAUUCGGAAAACCCGAGGUGAUAUUGGUAAACGUAUCUGCACAGCAGCAGAGAUGAAGUUCUAUUUUAAUGCUUUCUUCAAUAAAUCGAGUGAUCCGGGAAACUUGAGACCGAAUUUGAAUUGCAACUUGACUUCAUGGGUCUCUGGUUGUGAACCUGGAUGGGGAUGCAGUGUUGAUCCAACCGAACAAGUCAACAUCGAAAACUCAAAAGAUUUUCCUGAAAGAACACAGAACUGUAUGUCUUGCUGCGAAGGGUUUUUCUGUCCCCGUGGCCUCACUUGUAUGAUACCUUGUCCCCUUGGUGCUCAUUGUCCCGUUGCUACCCUUAAUAAGACAACAACCUUAUGCGAACCGUAUACUUAUCAAUUACCACCAGGAAGACCAAACCACACUUGUGGAGGUGCAAAUGUAUGGGCCGAUAUCAAAAGCAGCGGCGAAGUAUUCUGUUCCGCAGGAUCCUAUUGUCCAACCACAACUCAGAAACUAAUAACCGGUUACAUUUUUUAUGUUGAUUCAGGCACUACUGUCGAAUGGGGUCUACGUCUGAGAAGCGCUGCUGUGAGUACUAUUCUACUCAUUAUAUACAAUUGUUCUGAUCAAAUCCUUACAACGAGGGAGAGGAGGCAGGCGAAAUCAAGAGAAGCAGCGGUGAAGAAAGCGAAAGCUCGUCAGCGAUGGAAAGCUGCUGCUAAAAAGCAUGUAAGUGGGAUCCGAGAUCAAAUAACUCGGACAUUUUCAGGUAAAAUAGCCAGUCAAGAUGGAAGUAGUUUCAAGAGGUUGGGUCAUGGGGACUCUUCUGAGGUAGAUGAAGAUAUAGAGAUGUCCAAAUAUUCAAGUCCUGCGAGUUCCUCUGCGGCACAAUCUAGUUAUGAGAUCGAGGAUGAUGCAAGAGCAAAUCUUGAAAUAGGAGGGAAGAGAGUAAAAGGACAUACUGUGGCCAAAACUAAGAAAACACAAAGCCAAAUGUACAGGUAUGCGUAUGAUCGGAUCGAGAAGGAGAAAGCUAUGGAGCAAGAGAAUAAAAAUCUUACCUUUUCAGGAAUAGUUAAAAUGGCUACUAACUCGGAUACAAGAAAGAGGCCUCUCAUGGAGCUUUCUUUCAGAGAUUUAACUCUUACCUUGAAAUCCAAUGGUAAGCAUGUGUUGAGAUGUGUCACAGGAACCAUGAAACCAGGUCGUAUCACAGCUGUUAUGGGUCCAUCAGGAGCAGGAAAGACAAGUCUUCUUUCUGCUUUAGCCGGGAAAGCCGUUGGAUGCAAAUUAAGUGGUUUGAUUCUUAUAAACGGGAAGCAAGAAUCGAUCCAUUCAUAUAAGAAAAUCAUUGGUUUUGUGCCACAAGAUGACAUUGUUCAUGGUAACUUGACAGUUGAGGAAAAUCUUUGGUUCCAUGCUAAAUGCAGAUUAUCUGCAGGUCUAACGAAAGCUGACAAAGUUCUUGUGGUUGAGAGAAUCAUCGACUCUUUGGGGCUACAAGCUGUGAGGAAUUCUUUAGUUGGUACCGUAGAGAAGCGAGGAAUCUCAGGAGGGCAGAGGAAACGAGUUAAUGUUGGUUUGGAAAUGGUAAUGGAGCCUUCCAUUUUGUUUUUGGACGAACCUACUUCUGGUUUGGAUAGUGCCUCAUCGCAGCUUCUGCUUAGAGCACUUCGGCAUGAAGCCCUCGAGGGAGUCAAUAUUUGCAUGGUGGUUCACCAACCAAGUUAUACUUUGUUCAAGACGUUCAAUGAUCUACUACUUCUCGCGAAAGGUGGCCUUACUGUUUACCAUGGAUCAGUCAACAUAGUCGAAGAAUACUUCAAGGGACUUGGAAUAAUUGUUCCAGAACGUAUCAACCCUCCUGACUAUUACAUUGACGUUUUGGAAGGAAUUGUUAUUUCAGAUGGGAAUUCUGAUGUUGGCUACAAAGAGCUUCCUGAAAGGUGGAUGCUUCACAAAGGGUAUUCGGUGCCAUUCGAUAUGCGGAACAACAGUGCUGCUGAACAUGAAACGGAUCCGGAGAUAGGGAAUAAUCCGAGCAACAAUGCAGAACAAACAUUUGUUGGAGAGUUGUGGGGAGAUGUGACGGGUAAUUUCAGGUUACGUCGUGAUAAAAUACGGCAUAACUUCUUAAAGUCCAGAGAUUUAUCCCAAAGAAGAACACCUUCUAUGUUGCUCCAAUACAAAUAUUUUCUUGGAAGGAUAGCUAAGCAGCGAAUGAGAGAAGCUCAAUUACAAGCUACAGACUAUUUGAUCUUAUUGCUAGCUGGAGCUUGUUUAGGAUCACUGGUCAAAGGAAGUGAUGAGAGCUUUGGAGCUGCUGGUUAUACCUACACUAUUAUCGCCGUUUCUCUUUUGUGCAAAAUAGCAGCUUUAAGAUCAUUCUCACUAGACAAGUUACAUUACUGGAGAGAAAGUGCUUCGGGGAUGAGUAGCUCGGCUUGUUUCCUUGCCAAAGAUACAAUAGACUGUUUCAAUAUACUUAUCAAGCCAUUGGUUUAUCUCUCCAUGUUCUACUUCUUCACGAACCCAAGAUCCACAUUUUUCGAUAACUACAUUGUUUUGGUCUGCCUCGUAUAUUGUGUGACUGGUAUCGCAUAUGCGUUGGCUAUCUUCCUCCAUCAGAGCUCCGCCCAGCUGUUUUCUGUUCUUCUUCCAGUCGUUUUAACACUCGUUGCAACUCAACCGAAGAAUAGUAAAGCAAUGAAGAUCGUAGCUGAUUUAUGUUAUCCAAAGUGGGCUUUAGAGGCAUUUGUGAUUGGAAAUGCUCAAAGGUACUAUGGAGUAUGGAUGAUUACUCGAUGUGGAUCGCUUAUGAAGAGUGGCUACGAUAUUAAUGAAUGGAAUAUAUGUAUAAUGAUAUUGCUUCUCAUUGGUGUCGUCACUCGUGGAAUGGCCUUUGUUGGGAUGAUCAUACUUCAAAAGAAGUGA